AUCAGUUCUAAAUAUUUUUCCUUAAUUAUUUUCAAUUGAUUCUAUUUUAAUCCUAACGCUGUAUUAUUUAAAUAAACAAACAACUACCAAUUUGUCUCCAUUUAAAGCAUAAUAGUCAAGUGAAAAAUAAAAACGCUUUACUGGAAUAUGUAUACUUUCAGGAGAAUUUUUUGCAUUCUGCAAAGUAUCUGGAUUAUAGUUUUUAUUGGUUAUAUUCAGGGUGUACCUCCACUUUGUAAAGUGAAUUCAGAGUUCAAGUGCAACAGUACAGAGCUGCAGUGUCCUGAUACCAAACCCGAAAAACCAGGAGGAUGUAAAUGUUAUUGUUUGCCUGGCUAUUGGAGAGACAACUGUGGAAACUGCGUGAAAGAAUGUCCAUGUCCACCAGGAAAAGAGUGGAGGGAAGGCAGUAUUUGCGGCGACCUGUGUAAUUACAGGUUUAUUUGUAUCCAGUUAGCAGUUUGGGGUUGUUUUUGCCCAGGAAAUCAAUGUUGGAAUGGAACAACAUGCAUCAGAAGAAAUAUUACUACUUCAUAGAUAAAUAAGUACUUUUAAAGUACUCUUAUUACAUUUAUAAAUAUAUGUACAUAUACCUAUUAAUACAUUCUCGCAGUGUUUCUCUAAUCAUUAAAAAAUAUAGUAUAUAAUAUCAUAACUA
Molecule: messenger RNA, 658 nt
Organism: Sitophilus oryzae (rice weevil)
Lineage: Eukaryota; Metazoa; Arthropoda; Insecta; Coleoptera; Curculionidae
Product: neurogenic locus notch homolog protein 2-like
Exons: 3
Coding region: 148-537 (129 amino acids)
Source: RefSeq, a predicted model, not a curated record